AUCAGUUCAAAAUGUUGGUUAAUGCAGGCGAUGCCGUGCUGAUGUUGUGACGUUAAGUGUUUUCCUACGCCGUGCGCCGGGAAGCUGAGAGAAUCGCGUAGCCUGCGCGCGAGGCCUGGGCGAGAUCACGCUCCGAAUUUACGGCGAUUAUGGCUGCUGCCGCCGUGAGCUCCAAUGUGGAAAAUCUGUCGCCACAAAUCAUCCGCCGGGUAGCCAAGGAGAUGGCAGAGCUGGCCGCGCAAACACCUGAAGGUAUUCGUGUCAUUUUGAACGAGGCCGAUGUCACCGACAUACAAGCCGUCAUCGAAGGCCCAGCGGGGACUCCAUACGCCAGUGGUUUCUUUAGAGUGAAAUUAGUUCUUGGAAAGGACUUUCCACAGGGACCGCCAAAGGCUUACUUUCUUACAAAAAUUUUUCACCCUAAUGUAGCAAAAAAUGGCGAAAUAUGUGUCAACACUUUAAAAAAGGAUUGGAAACCAGAUCUUGGGAUACAACAUAUAUUAUUAACUGUAAAAUGUCUACUAAUAGUGCCAAAUCCAGAAUCUGCUUUGAAUGAGGAAGCUGGCAAAUUGCUUUUAGAAAGUCAUGACGAAUAUUCAGAGCGAGCAAAAAUGAUGACUGAGAUACAUGCACAAGGAGGUGGAAAAGGAAGCAAGGCGGGCCUGGAAAGUUGUGCCUCUUCAGACAGUGGAGGACCCCUUCCAAAAAAACAUGCAAGUGAUAAGAAACUAACAGCGGAAAAGAAAAAAAUGUUAAAAGAUAAGAAGAGGACACUGAAGAGACUAUAAAAAAAAUUAAUAUUAUUUCUUCUGUCUUUUGUAAUUUAAAAUAUUAGUAUAAUAUGAUAAUGUUGCCUCGUAUUGUAUACAAUUAUUAUUGCAUAGUAAAAUUUUAUUAUCUAAACUUGACUGAUCUUAUUAUUAAGUAUGUAGAGAAUUUAAUAUGUCUAGAUACAUUAAAAAUAAGAAAAAGAUAAUAGAAAAAAUUGAUCUCCCACCUUCCCUAGAAGAUUAGUGUUCUGUAGUAAUCUGUACAAUCAUAGCCUGAAUUAGAAAUCUGUUCUAUACUAUCUAUUAGCAAAUAUUUUUACAUAUGUACAGAAUAAUAUACUUGUGAUUACUUAAGUAAAAUAAAGAAAAUGUCUCCUA
Atta colombica is the source of this 1148-nucleotide messenger RNA. RefSeq names its product ubiquitin-conjugating enzyme E2 S. Bases 150 to 788 code for a protein of 212 amino acids. The transcript is spliced from 5 exons. The record is from RefSeq and is a predicted model, not a curated record. Lineage: Eukaryota; Metazoa; Arthropoda; Insecta; Hymenoptera; Formicidae.